GUCGCUUCUCCCGUUGUCCAACCACAUAUCAAUUGUGGCAUUCUCGAGACGCGCUCUUCUUGAGAGUGAUAGUGAUUGGUACCGCAAUCAUGGAACGGAGCAGAAACCAAGAAUAUUCGAUAGUACUCUGUAAUCCGGAUGUGCAAACUACAUAUAGAACAUUGAGUAUCAAAUGUCGUACAAGGGCACUUGAUGGCACUGUGAAGAGUCUAAGAGACCAAAGGUCGAAUAGCUCCCUGCCAAAACACAGGCGAGAGUACGAGAUGGCGAGUGUCUGCAGCUGGAUCGAACCAUUAAGAAUCUGGAAGUCGAAGGCCAAAAUUGACGGGUUGUUCGAAACGAAUGGUAGGUGGCAGGUACGCUCCUUCCCAUCUUAACACCUCAGUGUUCAAGCUUUCCCCUCUUCAAUAGACCUGCUGUUUCCCUCUUGUCUCAGAAUCUCAUCAUGGCGGUAAACGGAGGAAAGUCAGAGGCAGACAAGAACACUACCGCAUACCUGGACUUUGCUUCGCAGCUGGCCAGGCGCCUCGAAUCUGGAAACGUCAAUGUUGUCACCAUGCAAGAACUCGAGCACAUUCUGGCCCGGAACAGCACACGCCCACCAGCUGCAAAAGCUGCAGCAUUCGAUCGUCUAGGAACAGAAAUCUGGAAUGCUGCCAUCCGGCUUAAAGAUCAAUCAUCGCCCCUGCUGAAGACAUGGCCACUCCUAGAGCCCCAACUGCGCGUUCUUUCUUUCUUCCUUCUGGACACAGCGCAAAGGUCCUACGUCAAGCACGGCAGCAAAAGUUCAGCUCAAAACCUUGUUCGCAUCUUCAAGACAGCUUUGAAAGCAGCACGUAUCUGUAUUGCUGCAAAUGCACUAGAUCUUUGUACCAGAUUAUUCGAAAAAGUAGCCGAAUAUGUCGAGCACAAACACGAACCCCCUCGAGAGCACAAGAAAAGCGAAGCGGAGGGGAUGAUUACUGAGCUGGCAGCAGACUAUCACCUUCUCAGAGCGACUGUAGCCUGGAAGCAGGACAAACCUGAUAGUGUGAGCUUCUGGCUUGCAAGAGUGCUGCAUCAUCCAAACAGAGCGGACAUGGUGCACCUUGCCGAGAAGAAAGCCGACUUGACAUACGAAGUUGGCAAAGCUGCUCUCAAGAAAAAGCAGUUCGAUAGUGCGGUAAGAUGGCUAGAGCAGAGUCACGAAGUCUUUGAGGAUUUUGACCCGGAGAUGUUGUCAUCCGAACUUUGCGACCUUCGUUUGGUUGUCAGACUUGACCUUAUCCGCGCACUGGUUGGCGUGGCCGAUGCCACCUCAUUAGAAAAAGCUUCAAGCCUCGUAGUUAUGCUUGACCAGGAGAACGGCUUCCGGACUGAGGUUUAUCUUUUGAGGCUUGAUAUCAUAUUCGCUCAAACACCGUUCCAACCCGAGGAGUUCUGCGGAGCUUUGACCCGUGUCAUUCGAAUGGCUAUACUUUCAGAAGGCACCUUCAAGUCUAUCAUGUACCAGAUCCAGAAGUUGAACACCUUUGACAUUGGAAGCGAGGGUACGAACCGAACCGUCGUAAUCAACUCAAAUCCUAGUCCACAUUCACAUCUCGCAUGUCAAAACUUGAGCUUGUUGCUGUCAAGACUACUCGCCGAAUCUCCCGUCACGCAGAAGUCAGUAGAGAAGGUUGUGGUAACUAGAAUAUGGAUCGCUUCGCUUUCUUUACAUGUUCAAUAUCAUCCUUCAGAACUGGAGAUCAUAUUCGACGAUGUUGCCAAUACGAAGGAUAUGAAGAUGAGUCCAGAGGCAGCUCACGCUUCCCAGUCUUUGCUAUGGAAGGCUGUUACCGCAUUCCAGCAAUUGGAGAACGAAGACGAAGCUGCCAAGUGGUGCAAGCUAGCCAGCCACGAUAUCUUCGAGAGCUCAGGAGAGAUCAACAAAGCUAAACUUUCACGCAAAAUGAUGACCGUUGCCCUAGCCAAGGGUGAUGCUGCAUCGGCUCGAAAAGCUUACUAUCAGAUGCCGGACAGUGGAAAACACGCUGCGAUGACCCAGUAUCUAAUGUACAAGAUUGCUCUCCAGGAGGGUGAUACUGAGUUAGCCGCGAAAUCGCUGGAAGGAGUUCUCAAAGCCUCUACCAAAGGCAAUGAGAAGUACCUCUACGCAUGUGUACUUGAGGCACAGCAAUCAGGUGAACGAAGACAAUUCACUGUUACCAUGAAUACAGUUCUGGAGUUUUACGAAAGGAACCCCUCGAGCAACGUCAAGUUGCCAGUACUACUCCGUUGUAUCAUUGGAUCCAUGGAGACAGAAUUGAAUCAGGGUGAUAUGCCUUUGGACGCUGGUCUGACGGAAUUGUGCAAAGUCUUUGAAGCUGCGAUGAGACACGGGAUUGGCUUCAAGAAUGCAGAUGAUGACGACUCUCAUAUUACUGAGCUUCGGUGGUUUGCUUGUCACAGUUACAAUACAGCCUUAAAGUAUUGCUCAGACAUGCAUCCUGAACUCCUGUUGAGAUUCAUGAUGGCAAGCGUCGCUCUCAUAGAUUUACUACGCCAAGAAAAUGGCAAGGAAGAUGGUCUGCUGAAUCGACUUCUACUGUGUCGCUUCCUGGCAGCAUCCACACUGAUCGUUCUAGCGAGGUCAGAAGACAAUAUCGAGCGAGCGCUACAGUUGUUUCUCGACGCAAGACGCCAGAUCGAAACAUUCCACUUGAAGUACCAGGAAGCCAUACAGAGCAAAUCGCUACAACCGGACGUCACAUCAGAUCUUGACAUCAAGGAAUUCGAAAUGAUCAAAUUCGACCUCGAAGCCCUCAUGAGACUGGAGAAUUGGAAUGAUCUCGACAAGACACUUUCAAUGUGUCUCUCACCCACCCACUCCAACCGUCUCGAAAGUGCAGCAGACUUGAUCCUCCACAUCCAUACCCACAUCACUUCCUCUUGCCAACUGUCCCCAUCAAUCUCCACUCUCCUCGCCAAGAUCCCCACCGUCAUGGAGAAGAUCAUCAACGCCUGCUACCGCAACAACAAAGAUAUCACUCGCCUCGCCCGCUGGAUACGCUGUCUCUUCCAGAUGUGUCUCUCUUCCAACCCUGCUUUAUCUCUACGCUGUCUCGAUCAAGCAGCCUCCAUUGCUACAAAGGCAAGUGUGGCGUUGGAGAAGUAUCCGCAAGAGGAGAUUGAGUGGUUGGUCACUACGGCAUUCAAUCAUGCUGUGGAUUUAUGGUUUGGGGAUGAGGAUGAGGGAGAAAGGGAGGCGGAGAGCUGGGCGCAAAAGGCGCUGAUGUUGGCGGGUAGGAUUGGAGGGGUGGGUGUUGGGGGUUUGCAUAAGGUGUUGCAGGAUAAAUGGAUGAAGUUGAAGGGGCUGAUGAGGGACUGACAAGGCCGUCAGAUCUUCGAGUAUGGCUAGGAGACGGGGAGAAAUGAGUCUGGCUAAAAGAAAAGUUGUUGCUAGAUUCCUUUAUUGCUUAAUGGCAAGAAAGUAACGAAGAACACAAUGUGGCUUACUGGAGUAUGAACUCGCUUUGAAC
Aureobasidium subglaciale EXF-2481 is the source of this 3500-nucleotide messenger RNA. RefSeq lists its product as uncharacterized. Gene Ontology annotation, biological process: regulation of synaptonemal complex assembly; meiotic cell cycle. NCBI's taxonomy places the organism in Eukaryota, Fungi, Ascomycota, Dothideomycetes, Dothideales, Saccotheciaceae. Bases 446 to 3349 code for a protein of 967 amino acids. The record is from RefSeq and is a predicted model, not a curated record. The transcript is spliced from 14 exons.